UAACGCCCUUUGAGUCGUUGCGUGCUGGGGGGAGCGACGUAAGGGCACUCCGCGAGCUCGUCUCCUCGAAUGAAAGGAAACAACCUCCGGCGACAGAGCCCCGCUCUGAGGCGCUGCUGGAGAACCGAGACCGACUUCUUUCUCUUUCCCCUCAUUGGCGCUUCUCCCCUGCCGUUCGCCUCUGGGCCCCGCCGAUCAAAUUCUUUCUCUACCCUUGGGUUUGAAACAACUGGAAAAUUCCUUCAGUUUCCUUUUGAAUAACCGCAAGAAGCAGUGCGAAACAUGUAAUAUCGUGCAACCAAAUUCAGCAUUUCUUGGGGCUUAUAAAGUGGCAUUCUAAAGGCAACUUAAAAAUCAUGUCAAGUUCAGUUGAACAGAAAAAGGGGCCUACAAGACAGCGCAAAUGUGGCUUUUGUAAGUCAAAUAGAGACAAGGAAUGUGGACAGUUACUAAUAUCUGAAAACCAGAAGGUGGCAGCACACCAUAAGUGCAUGCUCUUUUCAUCUGCUUUGGUAUCAUCACACUCUGAUAAUGAGAGUCUUGGUGGAUUUUCUAUUGAAGAUGUCCAAAAGGAAAUUAAAAGAGGCACGAAGCUGAUGUGUUCUUUGUGCCAUUGUCCUGGAGCAACAAUUGGUUGUGAUGUGAAAACAUGUCACAGGACGUACCACUACCACUGUGCAUUGCAUGAUAAAGCUCAAAUACGAGAAAAACCUUCACAAGGAAUUUACAUGGUUUAUUGCAGGAAACACAAGAAAACUGCACAUAACUCUGAAGCUGAUUUAGAAGAAAGUUUUAAUGAACAUGAACUGGAGCCCUCAUCACCUAAAAGUAAAAAGAAAAGUCGCAAAGGAAGGCCACGAAAAACCAAUUUUAAAGGGCUAUCGGAAGAUACCAGGUCCACAUCCUCCCAUGGAACAGAUGAAAUGGAAAGUAGUUCCUAUAGAGAUAGGUCUCCACACAGAAGCAGCCCUAGUGACACCAGGCCUAAAUGUGGAUUUUGUCAUGUAGGGGAGGAAGAAAAUGAAGCAAGAGGAAAGCUGCAUAUAUUUAAUGCCAAGAAGGCAGCUGCACAUUACAAGUGUAUGUUAUUUUCUUCUGGCACAGUCCAGCUCACAACAACAUCAAGAGCAGAAUUUGGAGAUUUUGAUAUUAAAACUGUUCUGCAGGAGAUUAAGCGAGGAAAGAGAAUGAAAUGUACACUUUGCAGUCAGCCCGGUGCUACUAUUGGAUGUGAAAUAAAAGCCUGUGUUAAGACUUACCAUUACCACUGUGGAGUACAAGACAAAGCUAAAUACAUUGAAAAUAUGUCACGAGGAAUUUACAAACUAUAUUGUAAAAAUCAUAGUGGAAAUGAUGAAAGAGAUGAAGAAGAUGAGGAACGAGAGAGUAAAAGCCGGGGAAGAUUAGAAAUUGAUCAGCAACGACUAACUCAGCAGCAACUUAAUGGAAACUAGGUAUGAAAGUUAAUUAUAUCGGAUCUGUUGUCAGAAUACAAUACACAUUGAUAAAACAUGUUGAAGUAAUGGUGUGCGGUAUGAUUUUUUUAACGCUAUUAUGUUUAGUUGAGCAUGUCACUAGAAUGCUGAGGAUUGUGUGAGCUUGCAUAGUUUUUUAAACUAGCAGAUUUUGUAACAGUAAAAACAAGCUAUCUACUUUAUCAAUAAAUGUAAUUGUAAUGUCAAGUCAGUAAAAUAUCCUCCCUCCUCAAUAACAUUAUAUUUAUUGUGUUCCCCUCAAGCAUCAUAUUUUACAUUUUUUUAUCAUCUUUUAAACAGGUUCAUGGGACAGAGUUAGAAAACUGGGAAUGAAUAAGACAUCCAUAACUACUAUUCUCUUUUCACUGUUUUCUAAAAUCAAAAAGGGUUUGUAACUUUUUACUGCCCAACUCUUAGAUCCUUCAUUGAACUGCCUAAAAAUGUCUUGUUUGUUUUAUGAGCCUUCCUCACUAGAUGGCAGAGUUUGACAUGUUGAUAUUACAUAGCUGUAGUUUGCAGUUUCUGGGAAGCAAUUGAAACACUAUUAACCCUGUGUAUAGUGUCAACAGUUAAAGCAGAUAUUGCAAUGAAGUAAGCUAUAUUUCUGUACUGAACAAAGUUCUGUUUAGAGUGUCUGAGUUUGUUUAGUGGAUCAUACUUAAGGGAAAGCAUAAGCAAAUUUCACUUUACAGUGCAAACACACCUCUGGUCGCAACACAUGGGAAUUUGUGAAUUUUUUUUCACACUCAAGUAAUGAAGGCUAGAAAUGAAGAGAACUUUCUUUUUCUCUUGGCUUUGACAGCAACUGCUAAAUAUUUCUUCCAAGAAAUGUGCUAAAGCAUUUCAUUUGGUUCCUGUAAAGUUGUUCUCACUGACCAGCAUGGACUCAAGCAACUGGUGAUUAUAAGCUAUGAGCUCCAGUGCUUAUGCCAAAAUCCUCUUCACAGUAAACCUCUUCUUUUUUCAUGUUAUACAAAGAGCUUCUAGCAAAAUUAUUGGAUCCUUUCAAGUUUAAACUAACAUUUGGCAACAGCAAAUUAAACCUCUUUAAGAUUUAAAGGGUUACCACUCACUAAGGACUUUAGCUACCAUGUCUGAAACCCGUUCCUUUCAAGUGCCGUGUCGUGUGGAACACUUCAUAUAUUGGCCCAAAGUAUGUAAGGAGGUCUCAUGUGCUCUAAGAGUAAAAAACAGUCUUUUCAUAAAACAGUAUUUAUUUUUUAAUUUUGUGACCACUAUGUUAGAAACUUUAUUUAAUAUUUUUUUAAUGUUUUCAUUCAGUGCUUUGCUUAUCUAUUAAAUUGGCUUUUGUGCCCUACUUUUCCUCUAGUAGGGCUCGGCGUUGUUUUAUGGGUCAUCAGGAUUGUUUCUCAAAGCCUAAGAAUCCAGCCUUUUAGAAAGGAUUUUCACACUGGCAUUUCUAGCUAGUGAUACUUUCUUCCAUUUAUCUUCUGAAGCACAUUUAUAUAUUUCUUUAUGGCAAAACCAAAAACUUUAGUUGUGAUCUGCCUAAUAUUACCAUAACACCUCAUUAUCAAGGGUAGGGAUUUCUGAAUGAUUAGUUAACCUACCACAUUAAAGCAAAUUAGCAAACAAAAAAAUCAUGUUAACAUGACUGUGCAUCAAGAUAUUUUGUAUCUUAUGGGAAACCAUUUUUAAGAUAUAACAGGUGGAAAAUUACACUGUGCUUAAUGACUGAUUUUUUUUAACUGCUAGUCCCUUAAAGACACAUUUGUCAAGUGUGUAUUCACACAUUUACUUAAAUCAAGGGACUCAAUGAUUGCUUUAUUUUAACCAUUUUUUAUUAUUUUUAGAAAGAAACUAGCUUUAGUAGUGGGUUGCUCUCCCUAUAUGUUUUGCUCUUCUUGCUCUAAAUAUGCCAUUGGAUUUUUUUAUGUGUAUGUGAUGAAUUUACAAAAUUCACCAUGACUUGAAGUGCAACGACAGAUCAAGAUGUUUGUUUACCAAGCUAUGUGACUUUUCCCAAAGGAUCUGUACUUUAUUUCCUUACAGCAGCUUGAAACUCAUUAUUUUAAAUCUUUGAAUCACUGUGUCUAGAUCCUUUUUACAUUGUAUGCCAUCGAUUUACCCAUGAAACAAUAGAGCACCUUCAUUUUUGGACAACUACUGUAAUGAUGUUUUUAGGAAAAAUGGAAGGUGCCAGGGGUAAUAAUGGCCAGUCAAUAAUCAUGUAACGAACUUCAAAUACUAUAGUUGUUAGUUGAUGGAUUUGUUAUGUAAUCCAGUGUAUGAUUUUGUAUGAGUUUGUUCAACCCUUUCUCUGCCACUAGCAACCAGAAUAGCACUUUACCUUUUGGUUGGCUAGGUAAGUGGCUGGCUACCUAUUUUUCUCACUGUGGUGUGAUUGGCUAAAUAGUCUUUCAUUAAAAGUUGAAAUGUAAAUUGAAGUCACAUGAAAAAAUCAACAUUGAUUGUAAACCUCCGAUAUUUUUAUUUUCUAUCCAUAUUUGUCACAUGCUGAGUAAAAGUGCCUUACAAUGUAAAAAUUGUACAGUACUUAUGUUCCCAAGUAGCAUCAUCAUCUUCUGGGUAGUACAUUGUGGUAUGAAUAUUUAGAAAAAUGGACCUCAGCAGUGUAUUUACUGUUCAUCUCUUAAGUCCUUAACUGUAGUUUUAAUAAGCAUGACAUUAUUUGAUAAGUAUAUGACAUUUACAUCAUUUCAAAAAAUACUGCCAUGACUGUGUUUUACGCAUAUUUUAGCUUGAAAUUUUAAAGCAACUUUUCUUUUUUCCUUUUUUCUUUUUUUCCUAUUUUUGUUUUGUUUUUGUUAUUGAUAUUAAACAGUGUAAUCUUUGCAAGCGUAUAUUGAAGAUUAUUCUGGGGCAUUUAUUGCCUUACCAGAAAUGUUAGUAAGAAAUGUUCUUUAGAGUAGAAAGAUAGACUUGAGUUUCUAUACUUUAAUAAGAACUCUUUGUUCCUGGGGUGAGGGGGGGGAAGUGAAUUUUACUUUCAUCUCAAUUUAUUAAAAACCCACAACUGAUACAUUUUAUUUCAAAAGUCAGCAAUUAUAGAAUUUCAGAUAGUACUUGCUCAGGAGUACAUGCUACUCAAGAUGUUAAGAGAAUAACAAGCUAUAUAGAUCUACUGUUGAAUCAGAAUCUAUGUACUUGAACAAAUGUGUGAAUCUUAAAUAUCUCAAAGCAAAAGAAAAGUGUUCUUCCAGAAUGUUGCUUUUUUUUAAAAGCGUUCAAGUUAGACCAAGGCAUACAGUUUUGUUCUAACAGACAUUUAGGUUAAUUGUAAAGAUAAGGAAUGCAUUAGGGGUCAAAAUCAAACAUUCCUCUCUUGUUAUGUAUAUUUUGUUCCUGUUAUAUUGGCUUUAUUUUCAAAAUUGUAGUUUGUAGCACUAGCUUCCUUUUAUUGGUAUUGCAUAUACUAUUCAUUCAAUAAAUGAGUUAUGACUUUCA
Messenger RNA from Myotis davidii, 4904 nucleotides. It is a transcript of the gene PHF6, whose product is annotated as PHD finger protein 6. Gene Ontology annotation, cellular component: nucleus. The record is from RefSeq and is a predicted model, not a curated record. The coding region runs from base 357 to 1454 and encodes 365 amino acids. NCBI's taxonomy places the organism in Eukaryota, Metazoa, Chordata, Mammalia, Chiroptera, Vespertilionidae. The transcript is spliced from 11 exons.